Messenger RNA from Scophthalmus maximus (turbot), 1087 nucleotides. RefSeq lists its product as uncharacterized. The transcript has 5 exons. NCBI's taxonomy places the organism in Eukaryota, Metazoa, Chordata, Actinopteri, Pleuronectiformes, Scophthalmidae. Bases 200 to 649 code for a protein of 149 amino acids. The record is from RefSeq and is a predicted model, not a curated record.
UGUCUACUACCACUAUUGACUACUUCUGCAUGGCACACCGAGUCGGAGGAUCCCUCCUCGACAGAAGUAUGCUGGACUCGAGUGCUGCAAAUAAACUGAGGUCAGACUGGCAACGUGAAGAGCUGUGAUUCUUUUAAAAAUGGACUGAAACAGGUACAACUGUUACUGGACAGAAACAGUGAACCUCCACCGCCCUGCCAUGGAGGGGUCAACUGCAAAAAAAAAACCGGGAUAUGGGCGUCACAAAAAAGAGAACUAUGCAGGCCACGCGGCGCUGUCCCGUCAGUCCACAGCAGACGGCAUUGGUGAUGAAACCGUGCAGCCCAGGAAACUGAACGGCUCCUCAGUGGACCCACCGAGCUACCAGAACCUGCACCGCGAGCUGCUGCUCAGCCAUAAAAGGGGGCUGCUGCUGGAGGAGAAACCCGAGCUGACGCGAGUGUUGGAGCAGCGGAGGCUGGAGCUGCACAAGGAGGAGGAGAUGGCUCGACAACGGCCCUCAGAUCUGGAGACGGAGCUCCGCAAGAGGCAGCAGAAGAUGCAAGAGUACGAGCAGGAGGAGAUCAGGCAGCGGGAGAACCAGCAGAAGAUCCCAGAGUUUGUCCGCGUAAAGGACAACCUGAGGCGCACGCAGACAUUUGAGCAGUGAGGCCACGCAGACAUUUGAGCAGUGAGGCCCCGAGGCUCCCAUCAGCCACUGCAGCAUCUCACCAUGGUGGCCCUGAAUCUUUGUGCAGUGUGAACUGUUUUGUUGAGUUUCACAUAUAUAUAAAAACAUCACAGAGGCACCUUAUCUUCAUAUCUCUUGAUGGAUUUUAAAUUGGAUUUGGUUAUACCAGAAUUUGUGGAAGGAUUCAUAUAAACCAGGAAAUGCAUAACUGGGGCACAUCAGUCAAGUCUAGUUCUUACUUUAAAAGACCAGACGUUAUGGGAUUGCUUACAGACACAUUUCACCAACAGAACUGUUUUGUAUCAGUAGAAACCCGCGCAGUGUUACAGAUUUGCAUGUUUGUUUAUCUGUUCCUGUCACGACUUUUUAUUUUUAGUGUGUCCAUGUGCUGUGGAAAUAAAGGCUUUAUGGUUUGCA